Messenger RNA from Acinonyx jubatus (cheetah), 1662 nucleotides. It is a transcript of the gene STAP2, whose product is annotated as signal transducing adaptor family member 2. Lineage: Eukaryota; Metazoa; Chordata; Mammalia; Carnivora; Felidae. Gene Ontology annotation, molecular function: signaling adaptor activity. The coding region runs from base 408 to 1616 and encodes 402 amino acids. The transcript is spliced from 14 exons. The record is from RefSeq and is a predicted model, not a curated record.
GGUGCGCCCUCUGCCCAGUCCCUGCUCAGCACUGAGAGCCUCCCAGUGGCUCCCUCCUCCCCAACUCCAGCGGGCCUCCCAGACUUCUUGGGGAGACCAGAGAGGCUGGGAUUUCCCUAGGACCUGCCUGGCCCAGCACCCGCCCAGCACCUGGCAGGGGAGGGAGCUGGGGAGCUGACAGAAGAGAAAAUUCCCCUGGAACCGGUUUCUCUGCUUCCUGGCCCAGCUGGGGCACCCACCCCGGGGAGAGGCCAAGGCCAAAGACCCGGGCCACCAUGGCCUCAGCCCUAAGCCCACCCCGGGUCCCCAAACCCAAAGGCGCUCUACCUUCACACUACUACGAGAACUUUCUGGAGAAGAAGGGACCCUGUGACCGGAACAACAGAUCCCCAUAAGUUGGGCCAUGGAUGGGGAGGGCCUCCCAGAGAAGGCAACGUUCGUUCAAAGACCCAAAGCAGGAUUACAAGAAAUUCUGGGCAGGCCUCAAGGGUUGCACUCUCUAUUUCUAUAAUAGCAAUCGGGACUCCCAGCACGUGGAGAAGUUAGACCUAACGGCACUUGUGAAGCUCACAGAUGACCCACCCUGGGGAAGCUCCCAAGACCCAGGCAUCCAUUUCAGCCUGGUCCUCCGGAACCAGGAGAUCAAGUUCAAGGUAGAGAGCCUGGAGUCUCGGGAGAUGUGGAAAGGCUUCAUCCUGACGGUGGUAGAGCUCCGCAUCCCGUCCAACCUGACCCUGCUGCCCGGACACCUGUACAUGAUGGCCGAGGCCCUGGCCAAAGAGGAGGCGCGCCGCGCGCUCGAGGUGCCCUCCUGCUUCCUGAAGGUGAGCCGGCUGGAGGCGCAGCUGCUCCUGGAGCGCUACCCCGAGUGCGGAAACCUGCUGCUGCGGCCCAGCGGGGACGGAACGGGCGGCGUGUCGGUCACCACCCGCCAGACGCUCAAUGGGUCGUCUGUGGUCCGGCACUACAAGGUGAAGCACGAGGGCCCCACGUAUGUGAUCGACGUGGAGGAGCCGUUCUCGUGCGACUCACUCGACGCAGUGGUCAACUAUUUCGUGACACGCACCAAGAAAUCGCUGGUGCCCUUCCUGCCAGACGAGGACUAUGAGAAGGUGCUAGGCUACAUGGAGGCGGAUAACGAGAACGGCGAGAGUGUGUGGGUGGCACGCGAGGCCCCCGCGCCCCGAGGCCCAGGUCCCGCACCCCCCUCCGGUGGCCCCAGGCAGCUGCCUCCCGUGCCUGUCACACCCGUGUCGAGCCCGAACAAGCUCACCCCACUCCCGAACGAGGAUGAGAACUACGUGAUCCCCAUCGCACACACCCCAGCCGCCACCUACGUGAACGGGGACGUGCCUUCCCCUAGUUGGCCGGUCAUCCGGAAGCCCAAGAAGGUGGCAAAGGCUCAGGCAAAGCCUCCAAAGCUGCCAAAGCCACCCGUUGCGCCCAAGCCAGAGCCCCAAGGCCUCAACGGCGGCCUGGCCAAGAAACUGGCGGGCAACUCAGCGCAGGCUUUCUUCCCCACGACAGGCCUGGCGGAUUUGACCGCCGAGCUGGAAGAGAAACUGCGGAGGAGACGGGCGCUGGAGCACUCGGCCGGACACGCUGGGGACCUGUGAGCCAGAGAGACGGACCCCCCCCUCCCAGAAUAAAAGCUCAAGUGAC